This is a messenger RNA of Zootermopsis nevadensis, 5664 nucleotides long. RefSeq names its product Zinc transporter 77C (gene ZnT77C). Lineage: Eukaryota; Metazoa; Arthropoda; Insecta; Blattodea; Termopsidae. Gene Ontology annotation, molecular function: zinc ion transmembrane transporter activity. The record is from RefSeq and is a predicted model, not a curated record. Gene Ontology annotation, cellular component: membrane. Gene Ontology annotation, biological process: detoxification of zinc ion; intracellular zinc ion homeostasis; zinc ion transmembrane transport.
CGACGAAAUCAAACAUGGACUCAGACACUUGCUCGUGUUGUGGUGAUUGUGAAUUCUGUGUGGAUCAAGAGGAAUCUGAUGAAGAUGGCCCGCGAACUCUACUCAACACGACCUCAAGUCUGCGGCCUGCGAGCCCUGCGUAAUACUAAUCAGAAAGACGUAAACAACUAUAGACCCUGACGCGCCUCUAAACCCACAAACCGAAUUAAACCUUCAAGAAUCACAGACUCUCCGUCAGCCCGGAGUAAUUCACAAGAUGGACGAAAGUGGAUGGCGAUGAAGAAAUGGUUCCGUUACCUGCAACCUGUGCAGCUACACAUAAUGCUUGGGCUCACCAUAUUAUUUUUUCUUGUUCAACUCGUAAUGAGUCAUAUGACUCAUGCUCUCACUUUACUUGUUGACUCUUACAACAUGCUCUGCAAUCUCUUUUCUCUAGUUGGCUGCAUUAUAACAAUAAAGUAUGGAAGUGCAAAUGUGGAAAGACAAGGGAAUCAAAGCAACAAGGAGUCACCGAGUACCAGUGCACCGUCCAACAGCAAGAUUCCUCCUUCUUCCUCCUGCCAUAUGCAUACUGAAACAGCACGGUGUUCCCAACUUCACCUAAACAGCCAUACCAACAGCUCAGAGGAGAAGAAGUUGAAAAACACUUUUGGAUGGGCUAGGAUUGAUGUGCUAGUGAUGCUGAUUGGCUCUGUGUUCCUUGCCUCCUUAUGCUUCUCACUAGUAGUUGAAGCUCUGCAGACAUUGGUCCACAUUGAACACCAUGAUGAGAUGCAUCACCCCAUCUCUGUCAUGUGUGUGGGAGCUACUGGCUUGUUGCUAAAUGGGCUCUGCUAUCUUCUGAUAGGUGGAUAUACUUUCCACCAGGGAAGUUUCUUACAUGUCACUUCAAGUGGCGAUGUUGUUUUAGAUGGUAUAGUAACUAAAGAUUCUGUGCAGAAAGACCAGUGUGAUAUGUCAACUGAGACUCAAAAUCCUGCCACAUCACCUCAGGUACUGCAACGCCAAGGGAUACGAAAAAUUAGUCGUGAUGUUUUAGGUUGCCUAGUUGUGAUAGUUUGUUCCUUGAUCGUAUAUUUCACGGAUCAGAACUUUGCAAAAUUUGUUGAUCCAGCGCUCUCCAUUUUCUCAGCUGUACUACUGUUAAUUCUGAGUUAUCCAAAUAUGAAAGAGUCUGGUUCUAUCUUACUGCAGACAAUCCCUGAUACCAUCAACAUCGAUUCUCUGCGUUCUGAACUGUUACAAGCUUUCCCAAAUAUCAUCAACGUCCAUGAUCUUCAUGUAUGGAGACUAACUGCUACAAAAGUGUUCUCAACGGCACACAUCAUAUUCCUCAGUUCCAAUGAUUAUGUAAGAAUUACAAAGGAUGUGACGGAGUUCUUCCAUGACCAAGGGAUCACACAAGUUACCAUUCAACCAGAAUUUUUUAAGAUGGACAACAGAAGUAACAUUCUGGAGUUACCGAGCAUCCAUGAAAAUCAAUGUUUGGUUCAGUGUCGUGAGGUGGGGUGUCACAGCCGACACUGUUGUUCGCAUAAUGACCAAGAACUAGCGACAGUCACGAUAGGCAGUGACAGCAAUCAUCACAGUACUCAUGGGCACAGUCACAACUACUCAAAGAACCACAAGAAACAUGUAGCUGCAAGAGUCAAAGAGCUUGGUACUUCCAGAAAAUCAUCAAUGCAUUCUGAUCCUGCAUUGGUAUGCAAGAUAAACACAAGCUUCAAAACAAUUUCAAGUGAUGGAGACUCCAGGAUUUAUACUUGUGAAGAUGCAUGUUCAGCACAAUCAAAUUCAGAUAACAAAGCAGACGAAAAUGACAAACAGUUCACAAGCUCAACUUUCUUGAAUACCGAACAAGAAUCGGUGAUGAAUAACUUGCAUAAAGCUAAUGAACAAGCUGAAAUUACAAGUAAUGGAUAUGUAAUAGAGGUUAAUGAUUUGCCAAAGACUAUUGACAAAGGGAAUAAAAUUUCAACUGUAUGUCAUUCAAUUCUGAAACAAGAGACAGCAGUUGAGACAAAUGAUGUAGAGAUUCCAAAUGCAAAUUCUAAAUCAGAAGUGGUAAAUUCAGAAAUAUCUUAUUCAAUACCUUGUGAGCUGAAAUCGCCCAUUUCAGUAGCACAAGAUUCCAUGUUAGCUGAUUCAUUCCUAUUGGGCCCAGAUCUGUCACAUGAUCCAGUACUAUUACGGACAGUAUCGACAAAAUCUGACACAGUGCCAUCACAACAAGAUACAUGUGACACAGAAUUUCCAUUGCCAGACUCUGUAUCAACUGGGUUAAUGGCAACUAAACCAAAUGUGCCUAAUACAACAAAACCUGAAACAGACAAAUUAAGAAGCCAAACUGAAUCAGGAGAAGAAUGUGUUUCAUAGCUACAAUGUCCACGCAAUUUGUGGAAAUAUAUCUUCACUUGUGUGCACACUAAGCCUCAGACUCCUUGUUGUAAUGUGGGUGAAGGUUGGAGAAGCAUGCAGCAUACGGGUGUCUUCAGAUCAUCUAAGUGUUUUAAUCAGCGAGUCUCAAAAUCUAAACAUUAAAUGUAGGCACCAUACUACACAUAAUUUAAGUUCACCAUUUUUUGCCAUAAAAUAAGAAAAAAUACCUGUAUGUUGCAUGCAUUACAUUGUUACAUAUGAAAAAUCCCAUAAAAAAGCAGUCACUGUAAAUACAAAAUAUGAUGUAACUGGAACAAGCAGAAAGGUACUGAUAGACAAUAAUCAUUCUUUAGCACUGCUGUAUGAAAGAAAUGUGAUAAGACAUGCCGUGAAGAAUUAAGUAAAAAGAGUUACCUUAGUUCCUAAUUAAACUCAUGUAGAACCUACCUAGUUUUCCAAAGAAAACAUUUCACAUGGAUCAGUGAUGUAAACGGUGAUUUUUCUCAUGAUCGACUACUUUCAUAAAUCUUCAUGUAAAGUACACUUCCACGUUCUUAUCAAAUAUCUUGAAAAAAUGCAUGAAUUAAGGAAUAAAACAGUAUAAAUGGGAUAAUAAUAAAAUGAGGAUUUAUGGAAUUUAUAUUAUAAUUCUCAUUCUUAUAGCAAUAAUAUUAGAGUGAUGCAACUCAAAAUGUAAUCUGCCUAGCAUUUUGUAGUUUAGACGCUUCAUGGACUGUUUUUCAUUUUCUACUUCUCAUCUCUAACAUCACACCACAUAACUCAAAGGGCUGUAAUGUUCAAUUUUUAUGUAUAGCAUUUUUAUAUGUUCUUAAUUAUUCAAAUACUGUGAUAGCAUUGCCAAAAUAGUCAAGACAUUGGUUAUCAAAAUAUAAACCAGUGUAUGUUGGAAACUGUUGUGGUGCCAAUGUUUCAAGAGAUGUAUCAGUUAUAUGCAGUAGAAAACCAGUUUUUGGGCAAGGCAUACUGGAUCAGAGUGUCCUGUCAGCUCCUCGUUCACUCAUAGGAAAAAAGGGUUAAAUCAUGAAACAUGUCUGGAUGCAUCUGGUGUUCAGUAUGGUUAAUAUCAUGUUUCGUUAAAAAACAAAGAAGUAAGAAUUUCAUUUAUAACAAAAUUUUCAUCAACAACAAAAUACUGCACCCUGUCAUUUUCUUUUAAUAUCUGGGUUAGAACAUGAAAUUUCAAAUUUGAAGUUAAAAUCUAAGCACUGUUAUUUGAUCUGCUUUUUAAAACACUUUCACAUUCAGGAACCUCUGGUUCUAUCCAUGACUGGAUCUGGGACCAGAUUGAAGCAAAUGACAAUGCUUGGACUAUGUCUGAAAUCAGCCUUCAGUUCAAACAAAAUGUCUAUCCAUUUCAUUUAUCAAAACAGUUGCACAUUCAGAGCCUGUGAGUAAAUAUGUUUUUAUAUAAAAAUAUGUUCAUGGCAAAUGUGAAAUAUUCUAAAAAAUUAAACAUUCAAUUACAGUGUAUACCCAUGUGAGAGAUUAAAGAUGAUUUUUUGUAAGUGAAACAGAUUUAUAUCAUAUACAGGUCAUGUCCCCUCAGCCUUAGUGUCAUCUAGGUGGUCUGUCUCAUUUAACUUCAUGUAUGAAAUAUAAAAUUUCUCCACAAAUCUUAUGUUGGGAAAAACAGUUUAAACACCACAGAACCUAACUUAACCUAACCUAACCAGAGGCUUAGGAUGAAAUUCACUACCAUAGGUUUUUGGAGAAUAAAAGAGGGUAUAGGUGGUGAAUUUAACACGCCAAUCAAACAAAACCAAAUAGCUUUAAAAAGGAGAAAGAUAAAAAACACAAGACAAGAUAAUAAAUUUAAAUUAAUUAGAUGAAAUCAAAUAAAAUGUUACGAAUUUCAAGAAUCUGUUGGGGUAUAGGUUUUAACAUUUGUCAAGAACACUUCUUACAUUUGUAUAAGCACUGGAAAAUUGACAACAUAAAAGACGGGCAGUAACAAAUUGUAUACAUAUGGAUAAAUUUUAAGAAUAAAUAUAUAGGAGAGAUAGUGUAUAAAGAUUAAUAUUAUUUCUUUGAUGAAACAAAUGACUUGUAUAUACCAAAAUAAUAAUAAUAAUAAUAAAAAUACUGUCAUUGGAUUUUUUCUUCUUCUUUAAAAACGUUUAUUUCUCAGCCUAUCUUAUUUUCUUAAGGGAAAAAAGUAUUUAACUUGGAAGGGGUAGGCAGGAAUAUGAUAUUAAAAUACAUCUUAAAUAUGUGGCAAUGUGGAAUAGAUUCAAGUGGUUCAGAAAAGGUUCCAAUAAUGGGGUCUUGUUGACAUGAUACUAAAUCUAUGGGUUCUAUAGAAAGAAGAUAAUUUCUUUUUCAGCUGAGUGACCAACUUCUGAAGUAGAGGACUCUACUCCAUUAAGUUAGUGUAACAGUGGGAAUUAUGUGAUAUUAGCUUAACUGCUUAGAGAGGUUUGUUUACAUAACAGGGAAAUAACAGACUGCACUGCAACACACAGCAGAAAUUGUGCUGCUCCAAUAUUGCAACAAACGUUAUUAAAAUAAACACAAAAACUUGGAACAGUCUUCAUCAGCAUUAAAUUAAUACUCAGGUUUAUAUAAAUCACCUGUAUGAAAAGUCAUACACACACAGAAAUAUUUUAUCACAAACUAAACAAAAAACUAAUAGAAUAAAUUUCAAGUGGACAAAAAUUAAAUAAUGAAUUGGUAACAGGAGUGACAGGUAUUAUACAGAAUUAUAAUCUCAUAAUUGUUUAUAACAAAAUUUAUUUGUUAAUCUGCAACACCUUAAGACUUUCUUUCAAUUCAUUCCCAUACAUUUAAUGUAUUUGGAUUGCAAGAACAAAAUUGCAUUAUAAACAAAAGCAACCAUUUUUUUCAGCUAAAAUUACAAUUAAAUUUAAAUAAAUGUCCCACUAAACUCUGGCUACAGGUUUGAAAAAUUGUUGGUAAUGGCAAUUAUUAGUGUACAGAUAUCUUACAUUAAGACCAGUCACUGCUUUUACUGAAGCAUUUGUAGGCAGCUAUUAUAAUUACAUGUAUUUAGUGGUCAAUAAUUUAGGUAAAAGAAAGGUUUUAUGGAUUACAAUAAGGAAUGAAGCUUAUCAUAAGAAUAUCUGUAAUUUUGAUAAGCUUAAAUUCUGACCUAUACCAUAAUGAACAAACAAAAAGAGAGAGAGAAAUGUAACCAUUAUAUGUAUAUAUGUUAGCAAAUAUGGAACAUUCAGCAAGACAAGAAUAAAAGCAUUCAAAAUUGUAUGUUCACAGGCUUCAACCAGUCCAAUAAACUAAUCCAAUGCA